Sorex fumeus (smoky shrew) is the source of this 1494-nucleotide messenger RNA. RefSeq names its product zinc finger protein 408 (gene ZNF408). The record is from RefSeq and is a predicted model, not a curated record. NCBI's taxonomy places the organism in Eukaryota, Metazoa, Chordata, Mammalia, Eulipotyphla, Soricidae. The coding region runs from base 1 to 1494 and encodes 497 amino acids. The transcript is spliced from 3 exons.
AUGAGCCCCCUGCAGCCCCUGCUCAAGGAAGAGGCAGCCCUUGUGGAGUCCCCCAGAGAAGUGGACAUGGGCUCUCCCAGCAAGGAGGAGGCAGACCUUGGCACAGAUCCUGGCUGCUGGUCACCCCCUGGCAUCCAAGCAGAUAGCGACGCAGACCUGGCAAACUCCCCCCAGCCCCAGAUGUCAUCUGACUCUCAGGGCAACGAGGCCAGUGCUGCUUCUCCCACCACGGGCACCGAGCUGCCUUCUUCCCCCAACAAGAAGUCCUGUAGCCCCGGUGCCCACAGCCCAGCCAACGGGGAGCCCUUGGAGCCAGGGGCCCAGCGCCCUGACUGUCCUGUGGGCCCUUCUUGCCCAACAGGACGCUCCUCCAGGCAGGGGCGCCAGCACCAGUGUGGGGAGUGUGGCAAGACCUUCCUGCAGCUGUGCCACCUGAAGAAGCACGCUUUCGUGCACACGGGGCACAAGCCCUUCCUCUGCACGGAGUGCGGCAAGAGCUACAGCUCCGAGGAGAGCUUCAAGGCCCACACCCUGGGCCACCGUGGUGUGCGGCCCUUCCCCUGCCCACAGUGUGACAAGGCCUACGGCACCCGGCGGGAUCUCACAGAGCACCAGGUGGUGCAUUCCGGGGCUCGACCCUUCGCGUGUGACCAGUGCGACAAGACCUUCGCCCGGCGGCCCUCCCUGCGGCUGCACCGCAAGACCCACCAGGUGCCGGCCGCCCCUGCCCCCUUGCCCUGCCCCUGCCCGGUGUGCGGCCGGCCGCUAGCCAACCCGGGCUCGCUGCGCACCCACAUGCGGCUGCACACGGGCGAGAAGCCUUUCCUGUGUCCGCACUGUGGCCGGGCUUUCCGCCAGCAGGGCAACCUGCGCGGCCACCUGCGGCUGCACACGGGCGAGAAGCCUUACCGCUGCCCACACUGCAGCGACGCCUUCCCACAGCUGCCCGAGCUGCGGCGCCACCUCAUCUCGCACACGGGGGAGGCCCACCUGUGCCCCGUGUGCGGGAAGGCCCUCCGGGACCCCCACACCCUGCGAGCCCACGAGCGCCUGCACUCCGGGGAGAGGCCUUUCCCGUGCCCCCAGUGUGACCGAGCCUACACCCUGGCCACCAAGCUCAGGCGCCACCUCAAGUCACACCUGGCGGACAAGCCUUACCGCUGCGCCACCUGCGGCAUGGGCUACACCCUGCCCCAAAGCCUCAAGCGGCACCAGCUCAGUCACCAGCCCAGGGUGCCUGUGUCCCCCGCCCAGGGGUGUCCAGCUGCAGCGGAGCCUGCCAUGGUGCUGCUGCAGGCAGAACCCGGCCUGUUGGAAUCCGGGGACCGGGGGGGCAGCUCCCUGGCCCAGGACGUCAUUGAGGUCACCCUCACUGAGGACCACGGGAAGUGCUUUGUGGUACCCGAGGAGCCAGGGCCACCCUCUAGCCUGGUGCUCAUCCACAAGGGCUUCAGCAACUGGGCGGAGGUGGUGGAGGUGGAGGUAGGCACCUGA